Molecule: messenger RNA, 3540 nt
Organism: Cinara cedri
Lineage: Eukaryota; Metazoa; Arthropoda; Insecta; Hemiptera; Aphididae
Source: the annotation of a GenBank genome assembly
GUUCAUUCGCGUACCGUGUGUCAUUCCGCCGAGGCGUGCGCGAGAGACGUUCCCGUCAUUUACUUCACCGUGUUGCCGCGCACAUCGUCUUCUUAUCACUGAUACCUACACGUUUUGAUAUUACAUAUAUUAUUAUUUUUUUUUCGAAAAUAUUUUUUAAAAGUGCGAUCCAUUCCCGUCGCCGUUACGCAAUUUUUUCACACCGGUGUCGUUACAAAACGCAUUAGAUUUGUGAUACCAGCGUCGUCGUAAACGGUAUACAUUAAAAAUAAUACGCCGACGCGAAAAUCUCGUUAUAAAUUAAACACCAUUUUAUUUGUGCGCAAACGAACGGCUUCGGGCGCGAACGAACUGGCGCUCGUCUGUACGAAAAUGGUAAAUAAUUCGUCCAACAGUAUGAUGCUGGACGAGGCGUUUUACGACGAUCAGGUCCAGGUGAUGAGCAAAGCGGAGAGCCAGACGGCCGAGGUGCACCACUACCUGAAACGGCCGAUGACGUUGGACCUGAACUCGUGCAAUUCGGAGAACUCGGCCAAGAAACCCAAGUACCUGGCACCGUUGCUCACGUCGCCCGACCUACACAUGCUCAAGAUGAGCUCGCCCGAGCUGGAACGGUUCUACUUGGCGCAACAGUCGGCCUUGGGCCACAUCAACACGCCCACGCCGUCCCUGUUCCCAAAGUCCGUGACCGAGGAACAGGAGAUGUACGUUCAGCCCUUUGUCGAGGCGCUCAACAGCCUGCACAACAACGACUCCAACAGCGGGACGGCGCUACAGGUGAAACCCGGGGCGUUCAGCGGCGGUAGCAAUUCGUCGGAAUACCAAUCGUCCGAGCCCCAAUACUCCAACCUGAUGUCCACGUCCAACGACUUUUCCAACAUCAUACCUCAGCACGUCAUUAAAGAAGAACCCGCCCAGACCGUGCCCAGCGUCACGUCCUCAUCGCCGCCCAUGUCGCCCAUCAACAUGGAGUCCCAAGAGAAAAUCAAACUCGAGCGGAAACGCCAGAGGAACCGGCUGGCCGCGUCCAAGUGUCGCCGGAGAAAAUUGGAACGGAUCGCCAAGCUCGAGGACAAAGUCAAAGAGUUGAAAAACGAAAACAGUGAACUUUCCACCGUGUUGAACCGACUGUUGGAACAGAUAUGUCAAUUAAAACAAACCGUGGUCGAACACAUGCACAACGGAUGCGAGUUCGCGAUGAACUGCCUGUGACCUGUAAGUUAAUAAUAUUAUUCUAAAUGGCUUGGCAUAAUAUAAUCAUUUCAUUUUUUCUUUUUCUUUUUUUUUUUUUUUUUUUUUUUUUUAAAAAAAAAUUUUUUUUUUUUUUUUUUUUUUUUUUUUUUUCUAUAAUUUUUAAAUUCAUUAUUAUCAAUGUGUAAUUAUUAAAUUACACACCUACCACUUUAAUCUACUGAAUACGUUCAAUAAUAAUAUUAAGUAAUGCAUCGGUAGGUAUGCGGGUACUUUACCGAUUUUCAGUGUAGGCACCUCUACAGCUCUAUCUCUGGUUCUAUCCGACCACUUAAUCACUAGAAAAUGCACAAAACAAUUAACUACUUUCAAUAUUUAAUAUUAUCGUUUAGUUUCGCACAAUUUCAACAGUUCCUACCUACCUCAUAGUUAACCCCGACCGUCAGUAAAAAAAAUUACUUAUUUUAGGUGCAAAAUAAUAUAAUGCGCUUGAAGUGGGAAUAAAAAUAAAUUCAUAUUUAAUAUUGUUUGCACAAUUUGUGUUCUAAACCGUUGCAAAAUAUUUAUCUAAUUGUUGGGAAUAAUGUAAUAUUUACAUUUUGACUAUAUUUUAAAUUGUAUUGUCUUGCCUACUUUUUUUUAACUUAAUCUUAAACCUUUUUUUUUUUUUUUUCAAUUGCUUGUCAAACAAUAAUAACAUUUUAUUGAUUUUUUCUGUUACAGUUAAUAAUGGACACCGUCGAAUUCAUUGAAAACAUCCUGAAUUUGGAUGUUACUUCCUGCCUGUCUGUGAGUUUUUCAUAUUUUUUUUACAACAUUUGUAAUUAUCCGAUAAAAAAAAAAUACCAUAAUAAUAUAAUAUUAUAAUAAAUAUUGCUACAAAAAUUGCUCAAUUUCUUUGUAGCCUAUUUUUAUAAUCAAUGAUAAUACUUAAUAUACUUCUUUUUAUAUUGUAUAAUAUUUUAUAUAGCCUAUAUAACAUAAAUUUUAAUGUGACGUUUAUAAUGUUAUUAUGUUUAUAUUAAUCGAAUAUUGUAAUUAAAAAAAAAAAAAAAAAUCAAAUCAAUAAUUAAUAUAUACCUUUAUAUCACUAACGUGCAAUUAUUAGGUUAUCAUAUUUUUACUGUCGACGCAUUAACGGAUAACAUAUUCUACAAUCAUAUUUAAUAUAUAAAUCAAUUUAUUUAAAACAAAAAAAAAAAAUUAAUAAAACUAAAUCAAAGACGACAAUAGAACCGCGUUUUCCGUCGCACUGACACCAAUCAACGCCUUUUAAUUGUACGUGAGCCAUUAAAAAUUAUUAAAAUAUUUAUUUUAUACAUGUUAUGCUCAAACUUUUAGAGUAAUUGAUAUAUUUUUUUUUUUUUUUGGUUAUUUUUUACAUUUAUUGUGCAAAAAAAUAUUUUUAUAAUAUUAUAUUAUUUUUUUCUAUAUAAAAAUUUAUUUUAAACAUGUUUAACGCGCCACUAAGGAAUUAAUUAAUUGUGUUUAUUAUUUAUCGUUGUUGUAUGCUAACCAGUGUUUAUCUUUUAUCUUUAUAUAUUUAUACAUUCAAUAUUACCUGUAUAAUUUUUAAUACAUAUUUUUAAAAAAGGUAUUUCUUUACCUUGGCCGUAAUAAAUUUAUUAUUAGAUUACCACAAUACCUAUUUAUUUUUUUUUUAUUAGCCCCUGUACAAAAUAUAUUAAAAAGGGAGGCUACGACAACACAAUAACUAAACAUAUACCGAAAUUUAAUUAUAAUAUUCUUAAUUUAAGCUUCUUUUUACCAGACAAUAAUUAUUUAGGCCAAAGUUCAUAAUUUUUAAAUUAUAGAUAAUAUUUAUAAUUUUUUUUUUUUUUUUUUAAGGCCAUACUAUAAUAAUUAUUAAUUCAUAUUUACCUACCUACCUAAUAAUGUUAAUUGUUCAUUGACGAGACUUUGAUGUGUAAUAAGUUAGUCUUGUGAUAUUUUGUCGAUCCCUCCGCUCUUUUUACGCAGACAAACUCGAAAUGUAUCGACCAUGUUCCUAGGUGCUCUAGAGUGUAACAAAAAAAAAAAAAAGCAAUUUUUAUUAUUGUUAUUGUUUUUUUUUUUUUUUUUUUUUUUUUUUAAUGCAAAAAUCAAUCUUAAUAAUUUAUUUUUAUUAAAUAUGAAUUUUAUUGUAUAUUUUAAUUUUUUAAGUUAAUAUUUAUGUAAGAGUAAAUUAUCGUGUGCAAAAUGAUUAUAAUAAUAAUAUAAUAUAAAUUAUAAAAUUGUGAUUUUAAUAUUAUUAUUAUUUAUUUAUUUUUCGUAAUUUUUAAGGCUUUUGUGUGAUUUUUUUGACUAAGUGAUAUGAUUUUAUUUGAUAUAUAAAAUUUUAUUAAAAAA